Gavia stellata (red-throated loon) is the source of this 3738-nucleotide messenger RNA. RefSeq names its product adenylate cyclase 8 (gene ADCY8). Gene Ontology annotation, cellular component: plasma membrane. Gene Ontology annotation, molecular function: adenylate cyclase activity. Lineage: Eukaryota; Metazoa; Chordata; Aves; Gaviiformes; Gaviidae. The transcript is spliced from 18 exons. The record is from RefSeq and is a predicted model, not a curated record. Gene Ontology annotation, biological process: adenylate cyclase-activating G protein-coupled receptor signaling pathway; intracellular signal transduction; cAMP biosynthetic process.
AUGGAGCUCUCGGAGGUGCGGUGCCUGAGCGACAGCGAUGAACUUUACACCAUCAACAGGACCCCCCCCGGCAGCGGCAGACCCCAGCGCCUGCUGUGGCAGACGGCCGUGCGCCACAUCACCGAGCAGCGCUUCAUCCAGGAGCACAGCAGCAGCAGCGGCGGCAGCAGCAGCGGUGGGGGCAAAGGCUUCAGCUCCGAGGAGACCUGCUGCCCCAACCACCACCCCCACCCGCCGCACCACCACCACCACCACCUCCGGCGACAGUCGGCCGGCCGGAGUUUGGGCAGCGAGCGCCACAACAACGGAGGCACCAAAGUCUUCCCGGAGCGCACGAGCAGCAGCGGGGACCUGGGCUUUCUGCCCCUGGACUGUGCCCCCAGCAACUCCGACUUCUUCCUCAACUGGGGCUAUACCUAUCGCGGGGUGAUCUUCCCCACUCUCCGCAACUCCUUCAAGUCUCGGGACUUGGAGCGCCUUUACCAGCGCUACUUCUUGGGCCAGCGGCGCAAAUCCGAGGUGGUCAUGAACAUCCUGGAUGUGCUGACCAAGCUGACCCUGCUGUUCCUCCACUUGACCCUGGCCUCUGCCCCCAUGGACCCCAUUAAGGGCAUCCUCUUGGGCUUCUUCACCGGCAUCGAGGUGGUGAUCUGUGCCUUAGUGGUGGUCAGGAAGGACACGACCUCGUACACCUACCUGCAGUACAGCGGUGUGGUCACUUGGGUGGCCAUGGCCACGCAGAUCCUGGCGGCCGGCCUGGGCUGUGGCCUCCUUGGGGACGGCAUUGGCUAUGUGCUCUUCACGCUUUUUGCAACCUACAGCAUGCUCCCGCUGCCACUCACCUGGGCCAUCCUGGCUGGGCUGGUCACCUCUGUCCUGCAGCUCGUCAUGCAGCUGGUUAUCCCCAGGUUGGCCGUGACUUCCCUCAACCAGAUAGUGGCUCAGGCAGUGUUAUUUAUGUGUAUGAACACCGCAGGAAUCUUCAUUAGCUACCUAUCAGACAGAGCACAACGUCAAGCCUUCCUGGAGACCAGAAGAUGUGUAGAAGCCAGACUGAGACUAGAGACAGAAAAUCAGCGACAGGAAAGGCUGGUGCUCUCUGUCUUACCACGGUUUGUAGUCCUGGAAAUGAUAAAUGAUAUGACCAACGUAGAAGAUGAACAUUUGCAACACCAGUUUCAUAAGAUCUACAUUCAUCGUUAUGAGAAUGUCAGCAUCCUUUUUGCAGAUGUUAAAGGAUUCACCAACCUCUCCACAACUCUGUCAGCCCAGGAGUUGGUCCGAAUGCUGAAUGAACUCUUUGCCAGAUUUGAUCGACUAGCACAUGAACAUCAUUGUCUCAGAAUAAAGAUCCUGGGGGACUGUUACUACUGUGUGUCGGGGCUCCCAGAACCUCGCCAGGACCAUGCACACUGCUGUGUUGAAAUGGGGCUCAGCAUGAUCAAAACUAUCAGAUAUGUUAGGUCAAGAACAAAGCAUGACAUUGACAUGAGAAUAGGAAUACAUUCGGGAUCAGUUCUGUGUGGAGUGCUGGGCCUGCGAAAGUGGCAGUUUGACGUCUGGUCAUGGGACGUGGAUAUCGCAAACAAACUUGAGUCAGGUGGAAUUCCUGGGAGAAUUCACAUCUCCAAAGCCACCCUGGACUGCCUGAACGGGGAUUAUAAAGUUGAAGAAGGACAUGGCAAAGAGCGUAAUGAAUUCUUGAGGAAGCAUAACAUUGAGACUUAUUUAAUUAAACAACCUGAGGAGAGUCUGUUGACUUUACCUGAAGAUAUUGUGAAAGAGGCUGUCAGCUCCUCGGACAGGAGAAACAGUGGAGCAACAUUUACCGAAGGAUCCUGGAGCCCUGAACUUCCAUUUGAUAACAUAGUGGGAAAACAGAACACUCUGGCUGCCCUAACAAGAAAUUCAAUAAAUCUGCUUCCAAACCAUCUUGCACAAGCUUUGCAUGUCCAGUCUGGGCCUGAGGAAAUUAACAAGCGAAUAGAGCACACCAUCGACUUACGGAGUGGCGAUAAAUUGAGAAGAGAGCAUAUCAAGCCUUUUUCACUGAUGUUUAAAGACUCCAGCCUGGAGCAUAAGUAUUCUCAAAUGCGGGAUGAAGUAUUCAAAUCAAACUUGGUGUGCGCAUUUAUUGUUCUUGUAUUUAUCACCGCUAUCCAAAGCUUACUUCCUUCUUCCAGGGUGAUACCAAUGGUCAUUCAAUUUUCUAUUCUGAUUAUGCUGCACUCCGCUCUUGUGCUAAUCACUACAGCAGAGGAUUACAAAUGUUUACCCUUAAUGCUCCGGAAAACUUGCUGCUGGAUUAAUGAGACCUACCUGGCCAGGAAUGUCAUUAUAUUUGCAUCCAUUCUGAUUAAUUUUCUUGGAGCCAUCAUUAAUAUUCUCUGGUGUGAUUUUGACAAACCAGUAGCCCUGAAGAACCAGACGUUCAAUUCAUCUGCAUCUUUUACGGACAUCUGUUCCUGUCCUGAGUAUUUUGUCUUCACUGGUGUGCUGGCAAUGGUGACUUGUGCAGUCUUUCUUCGUCUCAACUCUGUCCUGAAGCUGGCAGUGCUUCUCAUCAUGAUUGCGAUCUAUUCUCUGCUGACUGAGACCAUUUAUGCUUCCCUUUUUCUGCAAUAUGACAACUUUAACCACAAUGGAGAGUAAGUCACAGACUUCCUGGGUACAAAGGAGGCAUCUUUACUACUGAUGGCAAUGUUCCUUUUAGCCGUAUUUUAUCAUGGUCAACAGCUUGAAUACACAGCAAGGCUGGAUUUUCUGUGGCGUGUUCAAGCAAAAGAAGAAAUCAAUGAAAUGAAGGAGUUAAGGGAGCACAACGAAAAUAUGCUAAGGAAUAUUUUACCCAGUCACGUUGCCCGUCACUUCCUGGAGAAGGAUCGGGAUAAUGAAGAAUUAUACUCUCAGUCCUAUGAUGCUGUUGGUGUGAUGUUUGCUUCUAUUCCUGGAUUUGCUGAUUUUUAUUCCCAGACUGAGAUGAAUAACCAAGGAGUAGAAUGUCUGCGCUUGCUGAAUGAAAUCAUUGCAGACUUUGAUGAGUUACUAGGUGAAGAGAGAUUUCAAGAUAUUGAAAAAAUUAAAACGAUUGGCAGCACAUACAUGGCUGUUUCAGGACUAUCACCCGAAAAACAGCAAUGUGAAGACAAAUGGGGGCAUUUGUGUGCUCUGGCUGACUUCUCCAUAGCUCUGAAUGAAAGCAUACAGGAGAUCAACAAGCAUUCAUUUAACAACUUUGAACUCCGUAUUGGGAUUAGCCAUGGCUCUGUCGUAGCAGGAGUUAUUGGUGCUAAGAAACCCCAAUAUGAUAUCUGGGGCAAAACGGUUAAUUUAGCAAGUCGAAUGGACAGCACAGGUGUUAGUGACAGAAUACAAGUGCCUGAAGAAACGUAUCUGAUCCUGAAGGACCGGGGAUUUGCCUUCGACUACCGAGGAGAGAUUUAUGUCAAAGGUAUCAGUGAACAGGAAGGAAAAAUCAAAACAUAUUUUCUUCUAGGAAGAGUUCAACCAAAUCCUUUAAUCUUACAACCAAGAAAACUGACUGGACAGUAUUCAUUAGCAGCUGUUGUAUUAGGACUUGUACAGUCUCUUAACAGGCAAAAACAGAAGCAAAUCCUUAAUGAGAACAAUAAUUCUGGAAUCAUAAAAGGACAUUACAACCGGAGGACUUUGCUCACUCCUGGUGGAUCUGAGGCAGCAGCCCAGGCAGAGGUGGCUGACAAAACUGAAUUGCCAUAA